CUUUUAUAUCCUUGACAUCAAGUAAAGUAUAAAAGCAGGGUUCUUUCUGGAACUUCACAAAAUCUUCCUCUGAGUUUCUGAAAGCAACAAUCUGAAAACCAAGGUUCAUCAUGGCAAUGCUGAGAAGUCUUCUGCUUCUUUUCACUGUGUUCUCCAUGGGGAAUGCAGAUGUUGAUAGAGUUGAAAAAUGCCCCUUUGGAUGGACAAAUUUUGGAGUCCGAUGCCUCAAGUUCUUCUCUCAGCAGGUUAACUGGAUCACAGCACAGAAAAACUGCCAAAGUCUGGACGCAAAUCUCGCUUCUGUGCACAAUAAACUGGAGAACGAUUUUCUGAUAAGUCUGUUGCCUUCUUCCACACGCUGUUGGAUGGGUGCUCAUGAUGGUGAACAAGAUGGACAGUGGCUGUGGAGUGAUGGAACUCCCUAUGACUACACCAACUGGUGCUCUGGGGAACCUAACAAUUAUGGUUCACCUGAGAACUGUGGAGAGAUCAAUUUUUCCUCUAACAGUUGCUGGAAUGAUCAACUAUGUUCAACCGGAAUGGGCUAUCUUUGUGCUAAAGACCUGUGAGAUCAUAUGCAGUCAUCCUGCUCCACAUUUACUUUGAUUGUUCUACAUUUACAUUUUCCAAUCUUAUCUUUACAAAAUGUUCUGAACUUUAGUUUCUUCUCACUGACACAUUCCUCAAAUCAAUAAAAACAUUAAAG
Messenger RNA from Labeo rohita (rohu), 706 nucleotides. RefSeq names its product galactose-specific lectin nattectin-like. NCBI's taxonomy places the organism in Eukaryota, Metazoa, Chordata, Actinopteri, Cypriniformes, Cyprinidae. The transcript has 6 exons. The coding region runs from base 111 to 569 and encodes 152 amino acids. The record is from RefSeq and is a predicted model, not a curated record.